CAAUUUACAGCGGAGUUGGUAGUCCAAAAUAUUUCAAGAAAACUUGUUUCUCUUGUCUUGUUUCCUUUUAACCCCUUUUGUCCACUCUUUACAUUUCUACUACUCAAUUCAUUUGUUCACCAUAUAUUACCUGCCUUGUCUCCGUCUUUUCUCAACUGGAGGCAAUGUCGCAAGGCUAUGCUAUUGAGCUCUACUUUGAUCCUGCACUGGAAAACCAGGUCCUGAAGGCCUGGAAUGUAUUGGCUCGGCGCCAGAUUAGCACUCAGCUUAUUGAGAUUGAGUCUAGACCUCACAUUACCCUCUUCUCGAGUCCCAAUUUUGAUCCAUCAAAGCUUGAGAACAUUGUAAAGAAUUUUUCGUCCAAGCAAGAAUCUUUGCCUCUGUCCUUUGGUUCAAUUGGAAGCCUCCCAAGUGAUGACAAUGUUCUAUUUCUUGCCCCAACACCAACUUUGUCUCUACUUCAGUUCCAUUCACAGCUGUUUGAUGCUAUGAAAAAGGAGGGCAUUGAGAUUGCAGAGGAGCAUCGUCCUGAUACGUGGAUUCCUUAUUGCCCGGUAGCUGAAGAGGUGCCUAAAACACGUAUGGGGGAGGCAUUCACUGUUUUGAGGGAUCUGAAAUUACCUGUUGCUGGAUAUGCAAUGGAAAUUGCACUUGUCGAGUAUCCUCCAGUUCGUGAAGCAUUUUCUUUUGUGCUUGGAAAAUGCCAUAAGACAAUUAGCGGCUGAUUAUGCUUUGGAAAUACUGGAUUGAUCACAGAGGGGUCUUGCUCAAAUGUAUAUUGCUGUCUGCUGCAAUUUUGAAUCUGUGAAGCUUUUAUUUUCAUUGUAGAGAACUUUCAAGUUUAAAUUUGUAGCACAGGUUAACUUCUUCUGCAUUUAACGCACACAUUGUGAACUUGGUUUCAGUAGGAUUGAAAAAAAAGACCCAUGAUUUGUUAAUAGCAUCUAGAGUUUCUGUAGCAUCUUAUGUAAUUGUACUUGUGUCUAAUAAAUAUCUGGUGUUAUCUAUUUGGAGGUACUCUUGAGGUUAUAGUAAUUAAAAGUGUAUCGUUUGUAUUACACUUGUACUGGUGUGCUCAAACGUGAAAGAUCCUAAUAUAAUGGUAUAGUAUUCUUUCCA
Molecule: messenger RNA, 1119 nt
Organism: Capsicum annuum
Lineage: Eukaryota; Viridiplantae; Streptophyta; Magnoliopsida; Solanales; Solanaceae
Exons: 3
Coding region: 165-725 (186 amino acids)
Source: RefSeq, a predicted model, not a curated record